Colletotrichum chrysophilum is the source of this 812-nucleotide messenger RNA. RefSeq lists its product as uncharacterized. The transcript has 2 exons. Lineage: Eukaryota; Fungi; Ascomycota; Sordariomycetes; Glomerellales; Glomerellaceae. The record is from RefSeq and is a predicted model, not a curated record. The annotation marks the transcript as partial.
AUGCAGACGCCCGCCACAGCCCUCGCAUGGGUGAACUCUGCACGCAAGACAUUCAAGGCUUCAGGGGUCAUUUGCGCCGGUAGUGCCUCCAAUGGUGCGAACCACGCCGGUGCCAACGGCAACUUCGAGAUUGUGUGUAGCGUGGACUAUGCUGAUGCCGAUAUCGCCGCCCUCCAGGUCGCCAGCUUCGAGGACUGCAUCAAGGCUUGCGAUAAUGAUCCCCGAUGCGUGGAUGUCUCGAAAAACCACAUUGGGAAAACGUGCUGGACCAAGGACCUACUCAUCACACCCAACCCCGUGGAAGCCAUUUGGACUGCAAAAAAGGUUGUCAAGGAGAAGCCGACGUUGCAGGUCACAUGUGUUGGCAACGCUGCUGACGGCACCCCGUACAAAGCGACCAAGAGCACAUUUCAGAUCCUCUGCGGUGUGGAUUAUGGGGGCGGGGACGUUGGAGCUGCUCAGUAUGACACCUUUGAGGAGUGCAUGAAAGCAUGCAACGCUGACGACCGAUGCGUCGACGUUUCUUACGGCCCUCAGGGCAGAAACUGCUGGACGAAGGAUACCCUCAACACCCUGAACCCCGUUGAUUGGACCUUCAAAACGACAACCGGCAACGAGUAUCAGAUCAUCCGCGGUCAGGACUACGCUGGGGGAAGAUCUCAAAGCUUCCGCGAUAACUAUUGGGGCGAGGUGUACAUGAAACCCAUGGACCAGUCUUUCAACGGUUACACUUUGACCAAAUGUGCCAAGAACUCUGACCCGUGCUCAAAGGGACUCACCUGCUCCAUCAUCGACGCAGGAGGCGUGGAAAG